This is a messenger RNA of Juglans regia (Persian walnut), 1214 nucleotides long. Its product is annotated as hypoxanthine-guanine phosphoribosyltransferase. NCBI's taxonomy places the organism in Eukaryota, Viridiplantae, Streptophyta, Magnoliopsida, Fagales, Juglandaceae. The record is from RefSeq and is a predicted model, not a curated record. Gene Ontology annotation, biological process: IMP salvage; guanine salvage; hypoxanthine metabolic process. Gene Ontology annotation, molecular function: hypoxanthine phosphoribosyltransferase activity; magnesium ion binding. The transcript has 3 exons. Bases 33 to 596 code for a protein of 187 amino acids.
AAAUCCAAAAGGCGUAACCCAGAAGAACAAAAAUGGCGUCGUUGCACUCUCACAUAGAGACAAUCCUAUGGACCAAGGACGAAAUCUCCUGCCGAGUCACCGAGCUCGCCUCCGAAAUCUCUACCGAUUUCGGCGCCGCAGAUUCACCAGUCCUUGUUGGCGUCGCCACCGGCGCCUUCAUCUUCUUGGCCGACCUGGUCAGGAACAUCCAACUUCCCAUUUCCGUCGAUUUCGUUCGCGCCGAAUCCUACGGCUGCGGCACCCUCUCCAGCGGUGUCCCCAAACUCUCUCUCGACUUGAAGGUUGAUGUCAAGGGCAAGCACGUCAUUCUGGUUGAGGACAUUGUUGACACGGGAAACACUCUAUCCUGUCUGAUUGCGUAUUUGGAAUCAAAAGGAGCAUCCUCUGUAUCAGUGUGUGCCUUACUUGACAAACCAACAAGAAGAAAGGUUCAUUUUCAGCUCGUGGGUGAAGGGAAGUUUUACCGGGGUUUUGAGUGCCCAGAUUAUUUUGUAGUUGGUUAUGGAAUGGACUUUGCAGAGUUAUAUAGGAACCUGCCUUAUGUUGGUGUCUUGAAGCCUGAAUGUUACAAGUGAUUAUAUAGGGAGCAGAAAAUAUACAAUUUAUCAGACUUUAAGUGUCUCAGUGAUAUUUUCUGAAUCAUCUUAUUCGACAAGAUGAACCAAAAUAAUUUCACAUUUUUAGAUGAUGGCCAAAUACAGUUGGAGUUUUGAUAUUAUUCAAUAGUUGCUUGAAAAUAUUUAUUGUUGCACUGAAGUUCAGGAAUGCUUACUGCUUACAGCAGCAGAAGUACAGAAAUAUGGCCACUAUAUAAAUACAAUGUUUUUUCCUGUACAUUAAGUACAAUAUUACUGUUCCUUGAAUGUCUUUUCCUUUUCUGCAUAUGAAGUGUCCCAGCUGAUGAGAUUAGUUGUGGGAUUUUCAGUAUUCAAAUCAACCUGUUCUUCCAUUAUCUUGUUGAAGAAUCAUUCUUUUUAGAGAAGGCAUCAGUUUCAUUUAUUAGGAGGUAAUCAGAAUAAUCCAUCGUAUCUAAAGGAUGCAAGGCCAUAUACAAAAUGCAAACUUGCAUGUGAAGUUUAGAUCAAGUUUAUUUCUAUCCUGAAACAUGUUACAAACACCCAGUUUUGCAUAGAAGGAAGCUUCAAAACAACAUGGAACAUAGGUUCCAUUUCCAUUUUACCGCAGGAAUUGCA